Molecule: messenger RNA, 1107 nt
Organism: Ornithodoros turicata
Lineage: Eukaryota; Metazoa; Arthropoda; Arachnida; Ixodida; Argasidae
Product: putative nuclease HARBI1
Exons: 4
Coding region: 1-921 (306 amino acids)
Source: RefSeq, a predicted model, not a curated record
AUGUAUGAACGCUUUCGCUUCCACCGCCGCGGCGUUUCUGUGAUUGUGGACUUGGUGCGCGAUGAAAUGGAACGGAAAACAAAGCAUAGCUGCGCGGUACCAGUGGAGCUGCAAGUCCUCGUUGCGCUGAAAUUCCUGGCAAGUGGAAGUUUCUUCAUAACGUGUGGAGAUACCGUUCAUGUGCACGUGUCCACUGCGAGCCGGAUUGUUCGUGCCUUAGUGCUGGCGUUACUUCAUCACCUCCACAAGUACGUGCGGUUCCCAAUUGGUGACGAAGCAGGCUCUGUGAAGGAAACGUUCCUACGAAAAGGUGGUUUUCCUGGAAUUGUGGGUGCUGUCGAUGGCACUCACAUUCGUAUUCAAGCUCCUGUACAACAUGAGGAAAACUACAUCAACCGAAAAGGCUUUCACUCCCUGAAUGGUCAAGUGGUAGUGGAUGCCAAUUCGUACAUUACAAAUGUUGUGGCUAAGUGGCCAGGCAGCGUUCACGGCUCUCGAAUCCUUCGAAGCAGCUGCAUCGGAGAACGUUUUGAAAGUGGCCACAUUCGAGGCAUGCUGCUCGGCGACAGUGGGUACCCGUGCAGGCCGUGGCUUAUGACACCGUUUUUAAGACCAAAUGGGCACGCCCAGGAGAUGUACAAUGAGGCACACAAAACGUCACGGUCAGUUGUGGAACGAGCAAUUGGCCAGCUGAAGAGAAGGUUUGCUUGCCUCCAUGGAGAACUUCAAAUGGCACCUGAACGUUGCUGUGGCAUUGUUGUUGCGUGCUGCAUCCUCCACAAUCUGGCAAAGCAGCUGGGAAUUCCUGACGACAGAGCUGAGCCAGAGCUUCAGGAUGACUCUGAUGAGCAAGAGCCACAACGGGCACCACAAGACGGGGUGCAUGUACGGAACUUGAUUGUGCAGCGACAUUUUACGUGAGGUCCUCAUCAUAUAACUGUGCAGAUGGCUCCUUUUUCUUUCUACGAGCACCUGCACUGCGACUGCGGCUUCGACGUGGGGCUGACUGCGGAGGGCUACCUCUUGGUAAUUGGUGGACAUCGGGGGGCAAGGACGGCCCAAAUGGUUCUGCUGACUCAUCUGGGAGAAUGUCAGUAGCUGCGUCAA